Molecule: messenger RNA, 993 nt
Organism: Coniophora puteana RWD-64-598 SS2
Lineage: Eukaryota; Fungi; Basidiomycota; Agaricomycetes; Boletales; Coniophoraceae
Exons: 2
Biological process (GO): double-strand break repair via homologous recombination
Cellular component (GO): chromosome; nucleus; cytoplasm
Molecular function (GO): four-way junction helicase activity; 3'-5' DNA helicase activity; ATP binding
Source: RefSeq, a predicted model, not a curated record
AUGGCCAACUUACGAGAGGAGAGCCGCCGAUUCCGUACACGUAUACCUGAACGACCAGUGAGCUUGAUGGUCACACCUCUAACUGACCUCGGGAUCAACCACGUCCGAGAAAUGCAGCGGAUGGGGAUUUCGGCCAUAGCGUUGGACUCUGGCUCACUCGCCGCUGUCCGACAAGCUGAAGGGAACGUCUUUCGGGACAUAUGGAAGGGAGUGUACCAGGUGGUCAUUGUAUCCCCGGAGCGCCUGACGACAAAAGCGAUGGACGAUGUUCUCCGAUCCAGGAGCUUUCGAAAACAUGCGGGUGCGUAUAUUGUCGACGAGGCGCAUGUGGUCGUGCCGUGGAGUGUUGACUUUCGGGAUGCAUACGGCGAUGUGACGAGGGCCCUUUCCCGCCUCCCGCCUCGCAUUCCCGUGCUCGCCAUGACUGCUACCCUGACAAAAGCACUGGAGGGGAAGUUGUUAACACAGCUCAACUUUCGAAGAGGGACUUACACUCGAAUCCGGCGCUCAACUGAGCGCACCAAUCUUAGCAUGAUCUUUCGGACUCUUUCCCAUGGCCUAGCGACUGCUGAAGCAUUCCCGCAGCUGGCAUGGAUCGUUGCACGAAAGCAGAAGAUAAUUGUAUACGCACACACCAUUGACCUAUGCUUCCGGAUUGCCCUCUACUUCUGGAGUCUCCUGCCCCUCGGUGAUGAACGUUAUCGAGUCGUUCGCAUGUACAACUCUGUCUUGCCUGCAGGCGUUAACGAGGCUACCCUCGAGUCCUAUGCUUCGGAUCCUGGUUCGUACAUCCUAGUGUCAACAAUCAAACUCAGUCUCGGGUAUGACUUACGAAACGUGGCUGGAGUUGUUAAUGUUGGGUGCCCGACCACUGCAGAAGCGCUGUACCAGCAAGGAGCACGAGCCGCGCGUGCACCUGGCACCAAAGGGUUUGUCAUGACUUUUGUGGAGCCAGGCCUUGUUCGUGCUUUCCAGAAGGGCACGUUGGAGAUG